UUAUUAAGUUUGGCCGCAUUUGGCCGUUCGUUCGUUCAUUGACAUCUAUGGGCGUGACAUCAACAAAAGUUCAAUAUUUUUGAUUUUAGAUUUCAAAUUAAAAUAGUAAUUUAUCAUGGUUAAAUCUAAAACAGGGUUAUUUGCCCUGGGGUUUUUCAUAGUCGCGUCAUUAUUUGUGAUAAUUUCUUUUAUUAGUCCUUAUUGGCUAGUAACAGACGGCAAACUUAAAAACCCAAAGUUUAUAAAAAUUGGACUAUGGGAAGUGUGUUUCAAUGGUUUUGAAGAGGUCCAUCAUUGGUACGACACGGUAUUUACUGGUUGCUGGUGGAUAUUCGAAGAGGAAUACUACAUAAUUCACGAUGUGCUUCUACCUGGUUUCUUCAUAGCAACACAAUUCUUUUUUACCAUUACUAUGUGUUGUGUUAUUUUGUCAAUGUUUUUGUCUUACCUGUAUAUGAAGAAAGACAGAGAUGAUGACAAAUACCUUACACUCCUGGUCACUUUGGGCACAGUUCUUGUUAUUGGAGGGUUCUCUGGAAUUAUCUCUGUGGUAACAUUUGGUGCCCGUGGUGAUGGACGUGACUGGAUGCCUAACUGGGAACACAAUGACCUGGGUUGGGCAUUUGCUCUUGGAGUUGUAGGUGUUGUUCUACUUUUGCCUGCAGGAAUACUGUUCUUGGUGGAAGCAAGGGUACAAAAGUAUAAGAGACUUCAUGAAAUGCAGAGCAGGGAACCAUCAUCUUAUACCAUGCAUGAGAGGAAGGUUGGGUAUGCUGGUGGACAUACUGACAUAUAGAUAUUAGGCAUCUUUUUAUACAAAAUAAUGACUCCGUCCCAUCAGAUCUGCAACUUUUAUUACACUAAUUUUAUGUUAUAUUUUGAUUAAUACAUAUUUAUGUAGUAAACAAUUAACGUUAUAACUAAUUAUUUUGAACUAUUUAUAUUUGAAAUGAUGCCUCAACAAUGAAAUUGUCCGUCCAAAAUAUUUUACAUUUUAUAACUUGUAGUUUAGACUGAGUAUACAUUAUAUGUAAGUUUUUACAACAGUAGUGCUUUAUUCUAAUAGAAAUAGAGCAUUUUAGAUUAAGCUACUAACUUUAUUAUAGAUAAAUUGAUUAUAAGACCAAAUCAAACAAUAAAUACUACACAUAGCUUCUAGAAAGCUUUAAGAAUGAGAAUGGCACAAGCAUUUAUUAUUAUUUUGGUACCAUACUCUGUUAAAUUUUCUCUAAUUUUAUUUUACAAUUUCAGAAUAAAAAAAUAGAAUCUCACUGCUAUAAUGAUGUACCUGGUGGUAUUACCAUUUAUAAAUAACAAAUACAUACAUUAUGUCAGAUCUAAAACCUCAGAUAAGCAUAUACAUUAAUAUACCUACAUAUUAUCUUAUUAUACCAGCAGUAUGUACUUUCCUAACCAAAUUUUGUAAUGGAAUGUAAAUCAUGCUAUUUGCACCAGUAACAAAUAAAUAAUUUAAGAACUUGAAUCUUUUUAUAUGU
This is a messenger RNA of Spodoptera litura, 1496 nucleotides long. It is a transcript of the gene kune, whose product is annotated as claudin. Gene Ontology annotation, cellular component: septate junction; membrane. Gene Ontology annotation, biological process: regulation of tube size, open tracheal system; septate junction assembly. The record is from RefSeq and is a predicted model, not a curated record. NCBI's taxonomy places the organism in Eukaryota, Metazoa, Arthropoda, Insecta, Lepidoptera, Noctuidae.